UGACAAUGCAACCCUUGCUUUCAGUUUCGUUUUCUGUCUUUGCAGGAUGUUCCUGAAAAAGAAGAAUCCAAACUGACAAUUUUACGCUGAAGCCCCGAAGCGUGCGUUAAUACAAUGAGUGCCCAAUCAGAUUUACAAACAAAACUGGACAAGCUUGAAUGCCACUUCACAUGGGGCUUUGUCAAAGAUGAAAUGGAUCAACUUCAUUACAAUUAUAAAAAGCUGCAGGAUCGAGUCAAUUUCUGCAAAAACCAAUACAAGGCAACGUACUUGAACAUUCUUGCAUUUGUAUCUUAUCUGAAGGGAGAUAAUGAAGGUGCACUUAAAUUUGUGAAGGAGGCCGAAGUCGUCACACGACUAGAAUAUCCCUCUAAAGAGGUUAAUUUGUUGGUGACAUAUGGAAACUAUGCCUGGAUAUUCUAUAAAAUGGGUUGCUUUUCAGAUGUGGAAUCCUACCUUGAUAAAAUAGAAGGCAUCUGCCGAAGCUUACCAGAUGCCACCCAGUUUUCGACAGAGAUCCCUGUGAUUUAUGGAGAGAAGGCUUGGGCCCUGUUAAAACUUGGGUUUAAAUACUAUGAGGAUUCUCAAAAAUGUUUCCAAAAAGCUCUUCACGGAGACCCAGAUAACCCUUCAUUUAAUUUUGGGUAUGCUGUGGUUCUUUAUCGACUUGAAGAACACAGAAGUCCACAAAUUGAAUUAGAGUUAAGUGAUGCUGUAAAGCAACUGAAAAAAGUUGUGAAACAGGACUCUAAAAACUCAGAAGCUUUGGUGCUACUGGCUCUUAAACUGCAAAAAUUUGGAAAGGAGGAAUCAAUCAGUUUAAUUGAAGAAGCCCUCUGCAUUUCUCCUGAUGUGCCGCAUGUAACCCGUUAUGUAGCAAAAUAUUUCAGGGUUGAAGGAUAUGUUGAAAAAUCCUUGGAUAUUUUACAGAAAGCAUUGGAAAUGACCCCAAGUUCUGCAUUUCUGCACCAUCACAUUGGCUUAUGUUACAAACGGCAACAUGCUGAAUUGCAAAGGAACAGAAAUCCUAAACAUCGCAGAUAUUCUGCUAUAACUAUGGAUAAAGCAAGCAAUUGUAUUGACCAUUUUGAAAAGGCAGCCAAACUGCAGCCCUCUAAUAUAUUAUUUCAAGUUAGUUUAGCAGAAAUAUAUGGGGAUAUUCACAAGUUUCACAAAGCUGAGAUGAUAUACAGUGACCUUCUAAAAGCCAAGGCAGCGAGUGACUCGGAUUUGCAGCUUUGCCAUUUCUCUUAUGCAUUGUUUCUGCUCUAUAAAAAAAAAAAUGAGCAUGCUGCCAUUGACCACCUCAUAACCACUUAUACAAUUCCAUGUCAGACACCAAAAAGGCAGAAAGCGGGCGCAAAGCUAAAACAAAUUGCUGAAAGGCGCCUUGAGAAAAAUAAAACAGACAGAGCAGCUUAUGACAUUUUGGCUUUUAUUCACAAGGAGGAUGGAGAGCAGGUAACAGCUUUAGAGUCUUACAGAAAGGCAACAGUGCUCUCGAGCCAUGAUGUUGCAAACCUAGGACCCCUUCUUGAGAAACAGCUACAGAUAAAAUGAAUGUACACAAAAACAAACAAGCAGGAUAUAAUGAGUUUGAAUUAAUACAUAAAUAAUCAAUUUUCUAAACUGGCUUUUUCCAUUAUAAAAUUGCAGGGAAUCAGAAGCAUUGAGCAUGGGGCAGUAAACAUCUAAGGAUGACCCUCACACAUAUCAAAUGUCAAGCCAUUGUAAAAAAAUGAUUAGAAUGUGAUGUGUGUCUUUAAGAUGUUGAAGGAAACUAAAUGUAACCAGAGGAAAUCCACAUAGACCUAGUGGGAUCUUGCAGACUCAACAGAGGGUCUGUCUCAAGUAACCAUAGAUAAGAAGCCCACCCUCUCCAUAUUUAGCUACUUAAUUAUUAAACUAAGUGGGCCAGGCACAAGACAGGGUUUGAUUUAUAUGUGAUAGAAGUUCACUGCAAACCAAACAGCACACAAUUAGAUAUUUACUAAAAAAAUGUUGAAAACAUAUAUAGUAAUAACUACAACCUAAGAAAUGUUGUUUCCAGGCAUUUGAGAAUAUUCCCUUUGUCAUAAGAUUACAAAAAGCUUUUUUUUAUUAAUUCAAAUUAUCCACCUGUUUUUAUUUUUCAAGUUUAAAGUUUUGGGGAGUUGCUAUCUAUAUCAGCAGCACUGGGUAUAUAAAUCGGCUCUGCACAGGGCAUCAGUCCAUUGCAGGGCACACUUACACACACAUGCACAUUCAUUCAGACAGGACCAAUUCGAUUUUCCUCGAUUAACCAAGCAUCAGAAACAAAUCCCUUCCAAUGUUUUCUCCAGAUGAUGCCAGAGUACAUUUAGGUGAACCAUCCCUCUGUCCUAUUUCUUCAUGAAAUUACUCAUUAAUUAGUAAAAGAAGGUGGUAUGGUGGCUUAGUAGUGAGUACCACUGCCUCUUAGAUAUACUCCUAUAGAAUCCUCUACUAUCUGGUCAUCAUCUGGGUGGAGUGGGAUUUUUCUUCUGGUAGUCCAGCUUUACUGUGCAUCUCAAAGAUGUUGUGUGUUAGGGUGAUUGGCAACUCCAAACUGGCCCAAUGUGCCCUGUCCAUCAUUAAUUCUUGCUUCCUACCUAGUGCUGCAGGGUGAGGAAUCGGCUCUUUACCACCUUGAACUAGAUUAAGUGGGUUUAAGAAUGCCAUGUUUUCUUCUUGCUGUGACUGUCAAAACCAAAACUGUACUUAGCAUCAAUGGGUUUCAAACAGCAAUGUCAAAGAUCCAUGUCUUACCACUUACUGUCUGUUGAAGCCAUUGCAGGCAUGUUUUCCAGACGUGGUCAUGUUAAUCUUGAAAGCACAGAGAAACUUCUCAGAUUCAUGUCCAGCACCGCAAUUAGACCAAAUAUCCCUUCUCUCUCUAAUAAAUUCUCCAUACUUCACAUGAGGUACUUGAGAUUUACACUAUUCAUUGACCGGGACUGACUCAUUACAGAGUAUCCCUGUAUUCAAGGUCCCCCACUAAAUGCUUUUGGUUUGUCUUUUUCAUGCACUUUU
Molecule: messenger RNA, 3030 nt
Organism: Erpetoichthys calabaricus (reedfish)
Lineage: Eukaryota; Metazoa; Chordata; Cladistia; Polypteriformes; Polypteridae
Gene: ifit9
Product: interferon-induced protein with tetratricopeptide repeats 9
Exons: 2
Coding region: 115-1560 (481 amino acids)
Biological process (GO): defense response to virus
Cellular component (GO): cytosol
Molecular function (GO): protein binding
Source: RefSeq, a predicted model, not a curated record